AUGAACAAAGAUGCGGAUGUUGCCUCUGCUGGAACCGAGCCCGGUCCGAGUAAAGACGGCACCACUGGCGGCAACGAAGAUCCGGGGCGAGGGAGCGCGAGUCUUGCACUCCCGUCGGUGGAGAUGGAGGGAUCGGCGACGGAGGGAAAUCACGGAGGCAAUCCCCGCGCCGAGCAUGCCGCAACCAAGGAGUCCGAGGCGGCGGCAACGCAACACCAUCUAACGCUGCUCCAGCCGACCGUGGUCGAAGUUUCUGCAGCCGUGCUGGAUAAGGACAAGAGGAAGAGCGAUGGGGAGGACGAUUAUGACACCGCCGUGCCCGGGGACCUCAUUACGCGGGCGAAGAGGCGGCAGACGACAAGUAGUGCUGACGACGCCGGAGGCGCGGCAGUUGGGACACCGCCAGGCGCCAAUGAAGCUAGUGGCAAGGCGGGCGGUCAAGCAUUGCGCCAGAAGGGCCGACCCGCAGCAAGAAAACCAUCUGGCGGAAGGAGAGGCAAGAAAGCAGCGACGGGAACAAAGCCGAAACGGGGCGAUGAAGACCCCAGUGAUGCGGAGGAGGAGGAGGAUGCGGAGGGAGAGGAGGAUGAAGAGGAAGCGGAGGAGGAUGACGCGGAUGUUGGGGAGGAUGAAAAAGAUGAGAAUGAUGGCGGGGAGGACGAAGAGGAGGAGGAGGAGGAGGAGGAUGAGGAGGAGGAGGAGGAGGAGGAGGAGGAGGAGGAGGAGGAGGAGGAGGAGGAGGAGGAGGCAGAGGAGGAGGAGGAGGAGGAGGAGGAGGAGGAGGAGGAGGAGGAGGCAGAGGAGGAGGAGGAGGAGGAGGAGGAGGAGGAGGAGGAGGAGGAGGAGGAGUAG
Messenger RNA from Closterium sp. NIES-65, 852 nucleotides. The record is from the annotation of a GenBank genome assembly. NCBI's taxonomy places the organism in Eukaryota, Viridiplantae, Streptophyta, Zygnematophyceae, Desmidiales, Closteriaceae.